UUUCCCAUGAGCACGUGGUGCGUAGAAAUAAAUGCGCGUCUCAAAGUGAUUAUUAAAAUCGUUGUUUCUCUCGUGCACAUGGUUCACCGAAAUUGCUAUUAUUUUAAUAAUGAUUCAUGAAAUUAUGGAAUUGCGUGACGAUGGACUCGAAUGUUUAUGGAGUGAUUUGAGUAAUCAUCCCGUUUGUCCACAUGGCCCAACUUUGUUAUUCGAUAAAUACAGAUCAGGAAUGGUGAAAACAUUUUAUGCUUGCUCAGCAUGUCGAGACCGAAAACUUUGUCCAUUUUACGUGGAAGUGCAAAAGAAUGGGAAAAAAUUUACAGAAGCACAAAAAAAAGCUUGGGCAGCAGAUGCAAAAAAAGCCACACCUGUGUACAACCAUAGGAGGCUUUUUCUUCGAUUGAACCAAGCAAUGGCAGAAAUUCCAGAGAAACGAGCUUACUGUCACAAUUGCAACAAAUUAGUUAUGUUUUCCGAGCGGCCUUUGCAUUCAGAGCAUGAAAUGCUUAAAGGACUAACUGACGAGGAAAUGAAAAAUCCAAGCAAAAUCCUCAAACCACUGUCCAAUGCGAAGAAAGAGGCACAGUAUCUAUUUUCAGACAAAACAACUACCGAUCUAGUGAAACUUCUAGAAAAAGCUGGUGCUAAACAAGUUUUGUGCAUCGGUGCUCCACGCAUUCACGAAUACAUCACACAGAAUUUGGAACACAAAAUGUCUAGUCUUUUACUAGACUUUGAUGCUCGAUUUCACAACUUUUUCGGCCCUUUGAACUAUUGCUGGUACAAUCUUUUCAAUCAUCAUUUCUUCACAGAAGAAGGUAGCCAAACGUUCCGAGAUUUUAUGACACAAAACAAUGGCAAAGAUACGUUCAUAGUUUGCGAUCCACCUUUCGGUGCUCGGGUUGAACCGAUCUCAGUAACGUUGAUAAAAAUGGCAGAUCGUCACAAAUAUUGGAAUAGGAUCGAAGGUACUAAGGCGAACUUGAAAAUAAUGUUUAUUUUUCCAUACUUUAUGGAAUCAAUAAUGCAUCAAAAAUCAAAUCCUCCGGGAAUUGAAGGAGGCCUCAAAAAUCUCAAGAUGUCCGACUACAAAGUCGAUUAUGAGAAUCAUCCGUUAUUUACAACUGGUUCGAAGGGACGUAAGCAUGGCUCACCAGUGCGCAUUUUCACUAAUAUCAACUUAAAAGAUUUGGAACUCCCCGUCGAGGACGGUUACAAAUUUUGUGCCAAAUGCCAAAAAUGGGUUUCUCCCGAGAACAAACAUUGCAAAAAAUGCAACAGUUGUACUUCCAAGGACGGCAGACGUUACAAACAUUGUGACAUUUGUAAAAGGUGCGUCAAACCCACUUGGGUACAUUGCAAUGAUUGCAAAAGAUGCAUUAUUGAGAAACAUCGUUGUGACGAGAAGCCAAAAAUUACAGGCCGAUGUUUCGAGUGUGGUGGACUGAAUCACACCAGCAAAGAUUGCGACAAACUCAAGGAGAAGUCAUCUACAACGGAAACGAGUGAAACGAAUCAGAAUGAAUUCGAUGAAGGUGGACAAGUUACGAAAAUACGAAAAAACGAGACCGACGAGGAUGGCAAAGCAGCAAAAAAUCAAAACGACUCCUCAUUGGAUAACGGGAUUGUUGUAAAAAAACGAAAAAGUCAGUUUGGCGAGAGUAAAAUAAGAAAAAAAGUAAGAAAAGAUGUUGUAACCGAGGAUGGUGAAUUGACAAAAAAACGACACAAUAUUGCUUCGGAAAAUGGCAAAAUGAUAAAAAAACGAAAAAUUAAGCCUGUUGAUAAUGGAAAAGUAUCAAAAAACCAAAAAACCAGGAGUGUAAAAAAAGGAGCAAAACGACGAAACAUCAAAUUCGACGAAACUCCAAAAAUAGGGAAAACCGAAACAAAGUCAGCCGAAAAAGCCGUUGGAAUGUUAGAAAAACAGAAGGAACUGAAGAAACCUGAACUCUCGAAAACUAAAGCAGCGCCAUCGAAAGUUGUAAAAUCCGAAAAAAAAUCAAACCUCAAAAAUGAAAAAAAAUUUCCCUUGAAAUCGAUGAAAGGAAAUAUCUCGCUCGAAGAGGUAAACAAAAUUUCCGAACCAAAGAGCAGCAUCAUCCCGAAAAAAACGAAAGAAAAGAAAAAUCUGAAGAAAGUGACGAGGAAGCAAACAGGAAACGGGACGUGAGCGAUGGAAAAAGAUUUUCAUCUACAUUUGGACUGUGUAAAAAAAUAUUUUUAUCACGAGAAUAAAAAUGUUGGAGAAAUGUUUGAAGUCGC
Venturia canescens is the source of this 2265-nucleotide messenger RNA. Its product is annotated as rRNA N6-adenosine-methyltransferase ZCCHC4. Gene Ontology annotation, molecular function: nucleic acid binding; rRNA (adenine-N6-)-methyltransferase activity; zinc ion binding. The coding region runs from base 110 to 2173 and encodes 687 amino acids. The transcript has 3 exons. Gene Ontology annotation, biological process: rRNA methylation. NCBI's taxonomy places the organism in Eukaryota, Metazoa, Arthropoda, Insecta, Hymenoptera, Ichneumonidae. Gene Ontology annotation, cellular component: nucleolus; cytoplasm. The record is from RefSeq and is a predicted model, not a curated record.